This is a messenger RNA of Merops nubicus (carmine bee-eater), 459 nucleotides long. RefSeq names its product aldehyde dehydrogenase family 3 member B1-like. The record is from RefSeq and is a predicted model, not a curated record. NCBI's taxonomy places the organism in Eukaryota, Metazoa, Chordata, Aves, Coraciiformes, Meropidae. Gene Ontology annotation, biological process: aldehyde metabolic process. Gene Ontology annotation, cellular component: cytoplasm. The transcript is spliced from 3 exons. Gene Ontology annotation, molecular function: aldehyde dehydrogenase (NAD+) activity. The annotation marks the transcript as partial.
CCCACGGUGCUGGCGGACGUGCUGCCCACGGACCCAGCCAUGCAGGAGGAGAUCUUCGGGCCCAUCCUGCCCAUCGUCGUGGUGGCUGAUGUGGAGGAGGCCAUUGAGUUCAUCAACGCCCGCCCACGCCCUCUGGCUGUCUAUGCCUUCUCCUGUGACAGCAAGGUGGUGAACCAGGUGCUGGAGGGGACGAGCAGCGGUGGCUUCUGUGGCAACGACACCCUGAUGCACGUGACGCUGACCUCGCUGCCCUUCGGGGGCAUCGGGAACAGUGGCCUGGGGAGGUACCACGGGAAGUUCACCUUCGAGACCUUCAGCCACCGCCGGGGCUGCCUGCACAGGAACAUGGGGCUGGAGCCCCUCAACGCCCCCCGCUACCCGCCCUACACCCCCCAGAAAUGGGCCAUCGUCCGGGCUGCCUCCGAGGUCAAGCUCAAGGGCACCUGCACCCUGCUCUGA